Anolis sagrei ordinatus is the source of this 1302-nucleotide messenger RNA. RefSeq names its product fat storage inducing transmembrane protein 2 (gene FITM2). Gene Ontology annotation, molecular function: coenzyme A diphosphatase activity. The record is from RefSeq and is a predicted model, not a curated record. Gene Ontology annotation, cellular component: endoplasmic reticulum membrane. Lineage: Eukaryota; Metazoa; Chordata; Lepidosauria; Squamata; Anolidae. Gene Ontology annotation, biological process: lipid storage; lipid droplet organization; phospholipid biosynthetic process.
GCCGAGUGACGCAAGUACGGCGGCUGUGGAGUUCGGCCGGCUUGCGAGUCUCGGCGAAGCUUCACCGAAGUCUCCUCAAGGAUGGAGUACAUCGACCGGUCCGCCGGGUUCUUAACGCCCUACGUGGGGAGUAGCGGCAGGCUACGGCGGAUGAUGCCCUGGGUGCUGCUGGGCCUCAUGAUGAGCGGAUCCCUCCUGAAGGAAUGGGCGCCGCUGCCGGAGACCUACAUGAGCAACAAGCGCAACCUGCUCAACAUCUAUUUUGUCAAGUUCGCUUGGGCCUGGACGCUCUUUCUGCUCCUGCCUUUCAUCAGCAUUACCAACUACAUAGUCACCGGAAAUGCUCGGUCCGUGGCUCAGCGUCUCAGCACUCUCCUGGUUGGCACUGCCAUCUGGUAUGUCUGCACAGGGGUGUUCCUUCACAUUGAAGAUAUGACAGGCGUCUGUUACAGCUCACCGUCCCUCGACCUUCUUCAGCGGGAGCAUUCUAGCAAAAUUCUGUGCCAUCAAGCUGGUGGCUUCUGGCAUGGCUUCGACAUCUCAGGACACUCCUUCCUCCUCUCCUACUGUGCUCUGAUGAUCAUGGAAGAGAUAGCUGUGAUGCAUAACAUGAAAACCUCCAAGGAGCUCAGACUGCGCAGCGUGAUCAAUGGCUUGUUCCUGGCCUUAAGUUUCUUGACCCUGAUCUGGAUAUGGAUGUUUUUAACUACUGCCAUAUAUUUCCAUGAGUUUUCUCAAAAGUUGUUUGGCACCUUUGUGGGCAUCGCUGCCUGGUAUGGAACAUACAGAUUCUGGUACCUGAAACGUUUGUCUCCUGGACUUCCUCCCCAAAGAACUGCUUUGAGUUCCCAAAAGUAUAACCGUAGCUUAUAGAAACAAUUUGUGGCUGAGAUUUCCAUUUCAAGAAUAUUCAUUAUUUAAUAAAUGAAUGUUAAAGCUGUUAUUAACAAAUAUAUUUAAAGGGUGGAAUAAAAGACCAAUUUUUUUUUUUUUUGCGCUCUAGCAAGAAGCUGAGUUCUAGGUAACUGAUAGGCAAGUGCUGUUGUUGAAACACUACUGGUUACAAGAUGGGUAGUUAACCUUUUUGGCUAGCUUGUCGAAAACACUGAUUAUCAUAUAGGUAGUGGAAGCUACAUUGCAAUAACAUGGGGAAGGGAACUAUUUUAUACACUGACAGUAGACUAGCUUAUGAAAUAAGCUAGUUUCAUUCAUUAACAAUAAAGACCCAAUACUUUUUCUGCUGAGAUACUAUCAGGGAAAGGGGGAACCAAAUUUUCUGGUGAAGGGAGCUUUUCAGCAAAA